Mytilus trossulus (common blue mussel) is the source of this 2279-nucleotide messenger RNA. RefSeq names its product toll-like receptor 13. The record is from RefSeq and is a predicted model, not a curated record. Gene Ontology annotation, molecular function: protein binding; transmembrane signaling receptor activity. NCBI's taxonomy places the organism in Eukaryota, Metazoa, Mollusca, Bivalvia, Mytilida, Mytilidae. Gene Ontology annotation, cellular component: plasma membrane. The transcript is spliced from 2 exons. Gene Ontology annotation, biological process: immune response; inflammatory response; toll-like receptor signaling pathway. The coding region runs from base 1 to 2205 and encodes 734 amino acids.
AUGAAAACAUUUAACAAAUAUGCUGCAGGAAGCAUAUUUCAUUCAUUUUUCACAUUGUUGUUUGUUACACAUCGGUUUAGUGAGGAGUUUAAAAUGGUUUGUGUGUUAAGAUUUUAUUUUGUGAUUUAUCUAAUCGAUAGAGCUACAUGUUGUUUCACAAAUUUCUGUCAUUGCAGUCGAAAAAGCUUAAAGACCUCGUGUUUUUCAUUAACAUACAUUCCAAAAAUUCCAGAAUAUUCUCUAACACUACUGCUAAAGUCAAAUACUUUCUUACACCUGGACAAGAAUACGUUUUAUAAUGUAACCGAUAAUAACAUCAGACAUUUUUUACUGCAAGAAAAUGGGAUUGUGACGGUAGCAAAUGACACGUUUAAAUAUUUGGAUACCAUGAGAACACUUGAAAUUUCAUAUGAAGAGGAACUUGAUUUAUCGACUCUUGAAACCUCACUUCGAAGCGUAAACUUGUCUACAAUUGAAACAUUGAAAUUCGAAAAUAAUGGAUGGGAAAAAAUUCCAGAUAGUCUUUUUGAAAAUUUAGCUGGAGCUAAUAUUUCUACACUUUCUUUGAACUUCAACAUUAUUUUGACUUUUGAUGCAUCAUUUUUGAGGCCUUUUAAUCAAGUUGAAAAAAUUACAUGCAGAAAUAAUCGAAUUCAACGUUUGGUUAUAACGAAUGAUUUCGAAAAAGUGAAAGAAUUGGAUCUAACUGCGAAUCAAAUAGUGAUUAUUCCGAAAUUUUGUUCUGCAAAUGAAUCAACACUUGCCCCAAGUCUUGAAAAGUUAACUUUAUUUGACAAUGCCAUUAGAUCGCUGUCAUCCAGAUCUUUCAGGUGUUUGAACAAAUUACGAGAAUUGAUACUCGACAAUAAUAGAAUAAUUGAGAUCGGCAAUGAUAUAUUUUUACCAUUGACAAAUCUAGAAAGGCUUUCAGUUAGUCAUUUGAAACUAAGAAAACUUGAAAGUCGUGCUUUCAAUUGUGUUUCUUUAAAAAAAUUACAGUUUAUACAAAAUGAUUUCAAGUUUACCGACAUGGACAGAUUUGAUUCAAAGUCAAUUUUCCAAUUCUUGCAUAACCUCACUAACCUUGACUUGACGAGGAACUAUUUGCCAAAAAACGAAUCUAUUUUUCUUCAAAUGUUUGCACCUUUGGAAAAUUUACAGAAGUUAGUUUUGCAAAAGACUUUUUUCUCAACCCUGCCAGACAUGUUUUUCCAAAAUAAACCAUUUCUUCAUACUUUGAUAUUGCAAGGAAAUAGUAUAAGCAAAUGGGAUCGUGCACUUUUCCAUAAUGUGACAUCACUCAAAAUUUUAAACUUCAAUGGAAAUGCAAUUAAUCUAAUCAAUGAAACGUCAUUUCCCGAGAGUGUUUUUGCAUCUUUGGAAAGUUUAGAUUUAUCGUACAAUCCAUUUUGGUGUACUUGCAAUCAUAGAUGGUUUGUAGAUUACCUCCGUGCUUCAAAUUUAUCAACAAAACUGGUAAAGUGGCCUGACAACUACUUGUGUUCCUUUCCAGAGAAACUAAAGGACACUAAAAUAGUUGACUAUUUGCCAACAGAAGAGACUUGCAGUAAAUCAGACUCUUCUAACAUUUUUAUUGGGUCUGUUUUAUUCUGUGCUGUAUUAAUUGUUUUGAUAGGGAGUGUGACUUUGAAAUGUCAAAACAAUAUCCGCAAUGCGUUAUACCUUUAUCAUCUCUAUAGACGUCGCCAGCGAAGAUCUAUUCGGUCGGAUUUACCGGGAACUUACGAAUUUGAUGUUUAUGUUGUUUACUGCGAGAAAGAUCGUAAAUGGGUUCACGAGGUUCUAUUGAAGCGCCUAGAAGACGAAGAAUUUAAAGUUUGUAUACAUUGUAGAGAUUUUCCGGUAGGCGAAGAUAUUGUCGAAAAUAUUGAGGAGUUUAUGAAUAAAAGCUGGAAAUUUAUCGUCAUUAUGUCCAAUAACUUUGCUAAAAGUGAAUGGUGUCAAUGGGAAGUUAACCUUGUUCAAGCAAGGAGACGCCGACGAGGAAAAAAUGCGAUGGUCCUGAUAAUGCUUAAACAGAUUGACUCAAAACAUAUGACAAGUGCGCUUCGUACAUUACUCUAUACAACGCCAUAUCUAUCGUACAUAAAAGGAAUUGGAAAAAGAUUAUUCUGGACUGCUGCGAUCAGUGGUGUUAAAAAGUCGUAUGAUAACUCUCCUGUUGCAGUUUCCUUCAUUUCAUAAUUUUCCGACAUACUUUCUGUUUAGCUAAGUUAUAGAAUUCUUACUUGUUUUUCCUUAUUGCAUUUGCCCUUAAG